CAUCAACUAACUUUUGACGCCAUCACCAACCUUCUCAUUCUCGAUAUCAGAUUUAAUACGGCCAGUCAUGAUGCUUGCCACAAGAUUUCGUGCAGCUCCUACGCUACGAAGCGCAGUCAGGUCAAUCACGACUUUACCGUCCAACCCAAACAUUAAAAUCUUCCCCCACCCAAACGACCCAAAAAGCUACACCCUCUCCCUCCUCCCCACUACCCCUCCCACACCCACCCUCUCCAUCGGCACCACCACCGCCCUACCGCCAACUCCCCAGUCCUUCACCACCAAUCCCCACUUUCUUUCCAUUCUCAACUCCGUCCUCGCCGAACACGCCUACUCCGAUCCCGGUCUUCAAUCACAAGCCCAAGCCUUUGCUUCCCCAGCCGGUUUCUCCUUCCUUUCCCGUGCUGGAUCAAGAAAGGUAGGCAAAAAGGGCAGCGACACGGGUGCCGGCGGUGCCAGUGCUGAAGGAGGCGCUGGAGGCGCGGGCAGGGGAGGAUGGGUGCACUUGAGUGAUGAGAGGACGCCGGUGGAUUUUGGAAGGAUUGCGUGGCCCGAGGAUAUCUUUGGGAGCGUGGAGGUGGAUGGACAGGGCAAGAUCAUCGAGGGGACGUUCCAGGAGAGUGGGACUUAUCGGGUUGUUACGAAUCAGGGCAUCUUGGGACUAAGUCCGUUUUUGAUGGAGAAGUUGGUUGCGAGGCUCAAGGAGGAGGAGGUGAAAGAGAAGCAGAAGGCUUGAGGAGAUGUUUGGGGUAUGAAAGAUGUGGGUGGUGAGGGCGGGUUUACGAUAGGUGAGCGGUCCGUUUGAUGUGUCGCUACACUUCACGCUGUUGUCCAAAAUAAAGGGAAGACAUACGUUUUGGGGCUGGGCUCAAGUCAUCGAGUAAUGUCCAAUAUUCUCAAACCCUCUACUGGGAGUUAUGACAUCUUUCUUCUUGAAAAUGGUCAAGAACUGAAGGGAUGUAAAAAAAUAGAGCGACUAAACGUUGACUGAUCUGUCUUGUGCAGAUGGGAAUUCGACUACUGCCUGAGGUGGGAUAUAAUUCGGGGAGAGAAGAGAAAAAAAAGCGGAAGAAAGGCAUUGAAAGUAAAUAGAUUGAAUGGGAGGGUAGAGAGGAAGCCAAAAAAAUGCAAGCAAAAAACAUACAACACCAGGGAUUCGCUGGUCGUCACCGACCCAACUACUAGUCUGGCCCUCACUGGCUUAUCUAUGGG
Messenger RNA from Neurospora hispaniola, 1212 nucleotides. RefSeq lists its product as uncharacterized. NCBI's taxonomy places the organism in Eukaryota, Fungi, Ascomycota, Sordariomycetes, Sordariales, Sordariaceae. The record is from RefSeq and is a predicted model, not a curated record. The transcript is spliced from 3 exons. Bases 68 to 736 code for a protein of 222 amino acids.